AUGGGAAUUCUUGCAAUGGGUUGGGAUAGGCAAGUUACAGAAUUUAACGAUGUAGUGGGGCGGGAGUAUGGUGAUCCGAAAAAAUGGCCCAAGUUUCACACGGAUGAUAUUACCUGCGCUGACGUUAAGCUUGGCGAAGGAGUAGUAACAGCAACUUACUCCGGAGAAAUAAUUUUUUGGAAACUUGAAACCGGACAGCCUUAUCGUCGAUAUAGUGUUAUGGAUCCUACCCGUUUCAUAGAGCUUAAAUUAACUGCUGAAGAAGAAAAGUCGUUAAGACGAAGUAAACGAUUAGCUUCACGUCCGACACAUACUGGUAUUCAUGGAUUACAAAUGAGUCGUGCUGGAAGAUCUACAGUUACUAAUCGACCUGAAGAUAAUAGAGACUAUGGAGCCAAUAUACCUAUUUCGGUUCAGGCUGUCUUGUUCCUUCAAACGCGACCUCAAACUUUAAAACAUGGAAGUGUUUUUAUCUCCCUUGACACCGGUUACAUUCAGGUAUAUUCUCACCACCAACGCGGUGGCUACAUGAUGGAAUUUCUUGCCGUUCAUAAGACCGGAGAUUGUGUACUUACCAUGUGUACAGACCGAAAGAAUCGCUUCCUUUACACUGGUACUGCUUUUGGUUAUGUUAAGAUUUGGUACAUUGUAAACUUUUGGUUUGCCGAGGCAGUGAAGUCCCGGUCCAUCUGCUCAGGCGGUACUGAAGCCGAGAAGAAACCAAAGGUGGCCGAUGCCUUGAAGAGGAUCCCAGAGCUGGAGAAGGAUUUGGAGAGCGCUCGCAGCAAUAUUACGCAGCAUUAUUACGUUUGA
Messenger RNA from Drosophila ananassae, 813 nucleotides. Its product is annotated as WD repeat-containing protein on Y chromosome-like. Lineage: Eukaryota; Metazoa; Arthropoda; Insecta; Diptera; Drosophilidae. The coding region runs from base 1 to 813 and encodes 270 amino acids. The record is from RefSeq and is a predicted model, not a curated record. Gene Ontology annotation, molecular function: protein binding. The transcript has 4 exons.